Messenger RNA from Thermothelomyces thermophilus ATCC 42464, 1808 nucleotides. RefSeq lists its product as uncharacterized. Gene Ontology annotation, molecular function: tRNA 2'-phosphotransferase activity. Gene Ontology annotation, biological process: tRNA splicing, via endonucleolytic cleavage and ligation. NCBI's taxonomy places the organism in Eukaryota, Fungi, Ascomycota, Sordariomycetes, Sordariales, Chaetomiaceae. The transcript has 2 exons. The coding region runs from base 309 to 1532 and encodes 407 amino acids. The record is from RefSeq and is a predicted model, not a curated record.
AAAUCUGCUACAAAAUGCAAGAUGACUUUGAAAGUGCGAAAAAAAGUGUGCUUCUUCUCUUUCUCACGUGUCCGUUCAUCAAUGCAAGCAAUCUCCAGGCGCGCAGCUUUAAGGAGAGGGGUUCGUCUUACGGUCGUUCAUCACUUUUAUCUCCAGAUUUGUCAAACCAAAAAAACCUGCAACGCCUUUUUUUUUUUGGCACCCUAUUCAUUGAACCCAACCUUAGCCGCAUUGUCACCCUUGUUAACACGGCAAAAGGGCUCAACCAAAGUGAGCGCCGGUUUCCUGUUUCGUCUCUGUCUUAUUACAUGCGUAACCACAUCCUAACCGCGCAACGCCUGUCUUCGGCAGCAGUAGCAACCAACUCGGGCUCUUGCACAUUUCUGGCAACAACGAGAACAAGCCGGCCCUUGUCAACAACUGUUCCGACCUGGGCAUCAAAACCCAGGCCGUCGCCCGAAUCGGGACAGAAACUCAAAAGACCAUUCCCCAUCACGCGAAAUACCAGCGUCAUUGGCCGUCCUACUUCAACCGCAACCAGCGGCGCCUACGCGAUGGAUCCCACCUCGGCUGAUGUCGUCGACGACGCCAUCGCAGACCAGCUUGAGGACAAGGCCGUGUCGUCUGCUUCAUUACGACACGGUGGUCGUCGCGGCAGAGACGGCGGCCGGGGCGGCGAACGGGGCAGAGGAAGGCGGGAAGUGGACCUGUCGAAGGCGCUGUCGAGGCUGCUGAGGCACCAGGCGACGAAUGCGGGGAUCGAGCUGGAUCGGGAAGGCUUUGCCAGGUUGGACAAAGUGCUCCAAUGGCCGCCACUCCGGUCCCUCGCGCCCACCUUUCCCGAGAUCCUCGACGCGGUCCACAACUCGGAAAAGAAGCGCUUCGCCAUCAAGCCGAACCCGGCCACCAACCCGGACCUCGACGAGACCUCCACCGAGCCCUCCCACUGGCUGAUCCGCGCCAACCAGGGCCACUCGAUCAAGCUCGACAGCGAGCACCUCCUCCGGCCGCUCGCGCUGCCCUCGCCGGGCGGGGGCGGGCUGCCGGAGGGUGCCGUCGCCGUGCCGCCCGUCGUCGUCCACGGGACCUACUUCGCCUACUGGCCCGCCAUCGUCGCCAGCGGCGGGCUCCGGCCCAUGGGGCGCAACCACGUGCACUUCAGCACCGGCCUGCCCGAGGACACGGACGCGGGGGUCAUCAGCGGGAUGCGCCGCGACGCCGAGCUUCUCGUCUACGUCGACGUGGCCGCCAGCCUGCGCGACCGCGACGGCGGCGGCAUCCGCUGGUGGAUGAGCGACAACGGCGUCGUCCUGACCGAGGGCGACGCCGACGGCCUCGUCCCGCUCCGCUACUUCAAGGAGGUCGUCGGGCGCCGCCAGGGCGUCGGCCUCCUGUGGAAGGACGGAGAGAAGGUCGCCGACCUGCCCGAGGGGUUGAAGGUGAGGGCGCCACAGGGGAAGAGGGGAGGUAGCGGCGGCGGCGGCGGUGGUAGUGAGGCCGGGAGAAGAGGGAAGGGGAGAGGACGAGGUUAGAGCCAAGGUUAGCUAGGUUAAAUGCAGCAGUACGAUUCGAUUCAGAGCUGAGACAUUCAUAGCAGCGAACCAAACUAUCUGAGGAGGAGGAGGAGAAGAAGAAGGAAAAUGUCCAAUCCUUCGAUUCGCAAAGCUACCUAGGCAUCGCAUAUUGCCGAUAUCGUUCGUCGCUGUCGUCUUAAACUAUCCCCUCAGCACCACCUCUACGAGAACCACUCCACCUUCCGACCCAAAGAAACAUCAACCACCACAAUCCUCAUGGAAAUCCUAAUCCCU